Messenger RNA from Aedes aegypti (yellow fever mosquito), 1316 nucleotides. Its product is annotated as UPF0160 protein. Bases 34 to 1239 code for a protein of 401 amino acids. Lineage: Eukaryota; Metazoa; Arthropoda; Insecta; Diptera; Culicidae. The record is from RefSeq and is a predicted model, not a curated record. Gene Ontology annotation, cellular component: nucleus; cytoplasm. The transcript is spliced from 2 exons.
UCUUUGGUCCUCUACCCCGCACACGCGACCAAAAUGCUACGACAGCUGUCAAAAGUAGUUCCCGGGCUUGAACUGCUACGAUCUUCUUCUACUAGCAUCGGAAUAUUACCGGCAACUUGCAAUCUUUCGCGAACAACGCUUCCCAAAAGGCAAUCUAUCCUCCGAACAACAAUCUUCAGAAUGUCCACCGAGGCUCAGGAUACAAAGCGCUUCAAGGAAGAUGACAGCACCCGUCAGCUGGUAAUCGGAACGCACGAUGGCAUAUUCCACUGUGACGAAGUGUUGGCCUGUUUCAUGCUACAGCAACUGCCCAAAUAUGCCAACGCUACCGUCACCCGGACCCGAAAGCAGGAGUUGCUGGAUCAGUGCGACAUUGUGGUGGAUGUUGGGGCCGUGUUUGAUCGGGACCAAAAUAGGUUCGACCAUCAUCAGGCAAGCUUUAACGAUACGCUGAACUCGCUGCGACCGGAACUCAAAGUUAAGCGGGAAAUUCGACUAAGUUCUGCCGGGCUGAUCUACACCUAUUUCGGAGAGGAUGUAAUACGCCAGAUUCUGAAGGCGAACGGAAUUGAAAGCGCGAGUGACGACUUGGUUCGGGGAGUCUUCCGUAAACUGUACGACACCUUGAUAGCGGAAAUCGAUGCCAUCGACAAUGGAGUUCCGAUGUUCGAUGGAGAGCCCAAGUACUCAAUUAACACCCACCUAAGCGCACGUGUAAGUCACUUUAAUCCGGCUUGGAACGAAGAUGCUGGCGACGACACGGAUGCCAUGAAGCGAUUCGAGAAGGCCAAGGCUUACGUCGGACAAGAGUUCAUCGACAAGGUGCUGUAUUACGCCGUUAGAUGGUGGCCAGCUAGGGAAUUGGUCGAAAAUGCCGUUAAAAAGCGCAUGGAAGUGCACGCUUCCGGUGAGAUUCUGGAACUGGAAAUGCUCUGUCCGUGGAAGGAGCACUUGUACGAAUUGGAAGACCAGUACGAUAUUGCCGGAGUUCCAAAGUACGUAAUAUACUUCAACAAAGAAAAUGAUUGGCGCGUGAUUUGCGUACCACUUCAACCUGCUAGCUUCGUAUGCAGGAAGUUCCUAGCUGCCCCAUGGCGUGGAGUGCGCGACAAGGAACUGGAGAGUGUGUCCGGUAUUGAAGGAAUCACAUUCUGCCACCAAACGGGAUUCAUCGGAGGAAACACAACGAGAGAAGGCGCUUUGAAGAUGGCGGUAGCUAGCUUAGAGGCAAAGGAAUAAAGUUUUUGGCUCAACAUAAGGCAGUGCGGGAAAUCAUUGUACUCAUCAAUUAUACCCUAUAAACUUGAAGAAGCAAA